AUGGAGGUCGUAUUUGCGUUAGGCUCAAAUGGCUCUGGUCAGUUGGGUAUUGGCCACAAAGAAGACGUUUCAGUGCCGAAGCAGGUCCUCUUCCACCCUGACCCUCCAACCUCCUCCAUUACAAAAGUUGCAGCGGGCGGGAACCAUACGUUGCUUCUUACGAAAACUGGCCAACUUUACUGGAGCGGUGAUCCCACGCCAGGUGCAUGUGGAUUGAACACUGGUCCAGAUGUAGCUGUGUUUCGAGAAAUUCAGCUUACCAAGAAUGGAGAACCUCCAGUUGGCGAUAUUGCCUUGAUCACAGCAACUUGGGAGGCUUCUAUCCUUGUGGCUAAAGAUGCAGAUGGGAAGAAGACUCGAGUUUUCAGUCUCGGGGCGGGUAUGAAAGGCGAACUAGGUCUGGGAGAACUCAUCGUUCGCACACCAUCAGCAACCCAAAUUCGAGAAUUCCCACCUCCGGGAACAGAAGUUGUCGACCUGGCUGCUUGCAUGGGACAUGUCGUUGCAGUUCUCGACAAUGGCGAUGCUUACGGCUGGGGUAAUGCGAGAAAGUCCCAAGCUGGGGAGCCAGGCCAAGUCCUUCAAGCUCCCAGAAAAAUCGAGGGCAUCGACUUCAAGGUCACGAGAGCUGUCUGUGGCAGAGAAUUCACAUGUCUAUUCGGCGACCCACAAAGUGGAAACAUCAAGGUUCUAGGUUCAGAUAAAUGGAAUAUUCAAUCAGGUGUACCCGAGACAUGUGCUGGGUGGAUGGACGUAGGCGCAAGUUGGGGAAAUAUAUAUGUCCUGGGGAAGGAUGGUUCUCUACAAGCUUGGGGACGAGAUGAUCACGGACAACUACCUCCACCGAAUCUCCCCGAGCUGAGCAACAUUGCAAUCGGCAGCGAACAUGUUGUUGCUCUCUCUACCGCAGGCGAUGUUCUAUCAUGGGGAUGGGGCGAACAUGGCAACUGUGGACCUCAGGUUGAGAAUAACGAUGUCAAAGGCCGAUGGAAUGUCAUUGCUUCAUCUAAAUUCAUCCCCCCGGGCUCCAAGAUAGGGGAAGUCGGGGCAGGGUGUGCCACCAGUUGGGUAUUCAUUACAGCUGAGUGA
Molecule: messenger RNA, 1089 nt
Organism: Fusarium musae
Lineage: Eukaryota; Fungi; Ascomycota; Sordariomycetes; Hypocreales; Nectriaceae
Exons: 1
Coding region: 1-1089 (362 amino acids)
Cellular component (GO): cytoplasm
Molecular function (GO): guanyl-nucleotide exchange factor activity
Source: RefSeq, a predicted model, not a curated record